AGAAAAAAAGGAGAAAAAAACAAAAUUGCAUUUAACGGUAAAACAGGGAACACAAGAAAAGUGAAAAAACAGGCGUUUUUCUUGCAUUUUACUUAUCAAAUUCCUGUCCUCCUGAAGAAACAAAAACAAUUCAGAUCCAUUAUCCCUCUUCAACCCCACAAUCAACCCUCAUUAGGGCUUUUCGGUUGAAGGGGCACAAAUUAACUCUAUUCAAGUUCUGGUGUCCGUUGAUGAUAAGAAGGUUUUACAAGCAACUUAUCGUCGAAAAUGAGGCAACGGAACAUGGCUUACACCGGUCAAAUGAUCGAUAACGAAAUAGAACAUGCCCAUCUUCACCCCGAACCUUGUGUAAUUCCUUACGGUCAUGGACCGAUGUCGUCUGGGAUCACGUUCAUGGCGGCAGCUCCGCCUGGGCCCAGAGUGGUUCCGUUCGGGCCGCAUAAUCCGCUACCUUUUCCUAGCCACCAGCUUAUGGAUGAUGCGUUUAAGGGGAAGAUUAGCGAAGGGUUACAUGUUAGCUCGCAGUACUCGUAUCCUGCACCUAGCUCGAAUCCUUUUGUGGUUCCCGAGUACAUUGGGUUCAAUGUGAUUCCUGUUGUGAUGGGCCCUGGGCACCACAGAGGUGCAAGGACCCGGGCUGCUGGUGCCGUUGAUCUUAACCCUGGUGUACAGUUCAUGCCCAUGAGCCAUGGUGCGAUCGGGCAACCCGUUCAGGUGGUGCCUGGCCCGUGGUUGGACCAGCAGUUUUGUGGCAAUGUUCCUGGAAUGCCUUAUAUGCAAGGAUAUACCAAUGGAGGUCCGGUCGCUUUCAUGCAUCAACCACUGCCGCCUAUGCCACCACUGCAACCUAUGCUGCCUAGGUUUGCGCGACCGGUUCCACCUACAGUUGAUAGGGUCUACCCACCUCAUGGUCAACAACUUGUGAUCGAGUCAAAUUCAAGACAGCGCGGUUUAAGGGCUCUCCCUGAAGCUGAAGUUGCCAUGCUCAAUUUUGGUAAUUAUGGACAUCGAGUCGAUCAUCAUAGAGAUAUGCGCUUGGAUAUAGAUCAUAUGUCGUAUGAGGAACUUGUUGCAUUAGGUGAGCAAAUCGGGAAUGCUGGCUCGGGUUUAUCUAAGGAUUUCAUUUUAGGUCAUCUGAAAAUGCGAAUAUUUACCGCUUCUAAUCUGCAAGACACGCCAUCAACUGAUCAGAAUCUUAGUUUCUGCACAAUUUGUCAGAUGGACUACAAUGAUGAAGAAAAGAUCGGCAUGCUGGAUUGCAGCCACGAGUACCAUGUAGACUGCAUUGAAAAGUGGCUAGUUGAGAAGAACAGUUGCCCCGUAUGCAAAUGCACCGGGCUGGCUGCACAAGGAAAGGAGUCGUGAGACCUUCAAAGAACCGGAGGCAUGUUAUAAAAAAAAAAACUGCAAAUUAUGGUAAAUAUAACAAAGUUAGUAGACUGGUGGUAUUUAUGUUUAUAAACUACCCUAGGUUGUUUUGUUUCUUUUGAUGUGGUUUCAUGAGAUGCAAUUGUCAACAACUGUAUUAAACCGUGUUUUUGUUGGCGACUGGCGUUAAGGUCUCAUGCGCCCUUGAAACCUUUUUGUAUAUACCUUUUUGGUGUUGUGUAACUCCAGGUUUUGGAAUGCUAAUACUAGGUUGAACAUUCAUUCAUUC
Messenger RNA from Helianthus annuus (common sunflower), 1657 nucleotides. Its product is annotated as RING finger protein 44. Gene Ontology annotation, molecular function: ubiquitin protein ligase activity. The coding region runs from base 268 to 1365 and encodes 365 amino acids. The transcript has 7 exons. The record is from RefSeq and is a predicted model, not a curated record. Lineage: Eukaryota; Viridiplantae; Streptophyta; Magnoliopsida; Asterales; Asteraceae.